This is a messenger RNA of Pediculus humanus corporis (human body louse), 432 nucleotides long. RefSeq lists its product as uncharacterized. The record is from RefSeq and is a predicted model, not a curated record. The transcript has a single exon. NCBI's taxonomy places the organism in Eukaryota, Metazoa, Arthropoda, Insecta, Psocodea, Pediculidae. The coding region runs from base 1 to 432 and encodes 143 amino acids. Gene Ontology annotation, cellular component: ribosome; mitochondrial small ribosomal subunit. Gene Ontology annotation, molecular function: structural constituent of ribosome; small ribosomal subunit rRNA binding. Gene Ontology annotation, biological process: mitochondrial translation.
AUGGCUUCAUUUCGAAAAUUGUCACGAUUUUAUUAUUUAACUAAUUCAUUGCGAUGUUUUUCUUCUACUGUUCAGGGAUCAGCGACAGGUGAAGUUUUAAACAAUGUAGAGAACAAGGAUCAAAAUAAUCCUGUACAAAUGAAAAAUCCAUAUGAAAAAGAGAAGCCCAAGUGUAUUCUAUGUAAAUAUAAUAUUACACCGGACUUUAGAAAUGUCAGACUAUUAUCACAAUUUAUAUCAAGGCACACUGGUAAAGUCUAUGGAAGACACAUAACUGGACUGUGUGAACAUAAACAGAAACAAGUUGAAAAAGAAAUAAUUAAAGCUCGUUGUUGUUGGUUAAUGUUUAGCAAAAUAAAGAAUCCAAAGUUUUUUGGUGAUCCUUCAUUGUACAAUGUAAAUAAUCCGUUAAGACCUCAUAAUUACUUUUAA